AGCCUACGCAUCAGACCCCAGCAGGACAGGACUUCCUCCCCACACAGGCUGGGCGGGGCAAGCAAGAAAGGGCCUGUGGCAGCCGAGGUGACACAUCUCUGCCUGGCCAACCCAAGGAGCAGCUGGUCAGUAGACAACGGGAGCUCAAGCCACCCUUCCCUGGGGGCUUCAGAAUGGACUUGUGCCACCCAGACCCAGCGGAGCUGAGCAGUGGGGAAACCGAGGAGCUUCAGCUGAUCAAAUGGCACCGGAAGCAGCUUCUGGAGGACAUCCAGAAGCUGAAGGACGAGAUUGCAGACGUGUUUGCGCAAAUCGACUGCUUCGAGACCACAGAGGAGAGCCGGGCAGCCCAGAAGGAGAAGGAGCAAUGCAUUGGGCGCAAGAAGUUCAACAUGGACCCCAUGAAGGGCAUCCAGUAUCUCACCGAGCACCAGCUGCUGACCCCGGAUGCCCAGGACAUUGCCCGGUUCCUGUACAAGGGCGAGGGCCUCAACAAGACGGCUAUUGGCACCUACUUGGGGGAGAGGGACCCCCUCAAUCUGCAGGUCCUCCAGGCUUUUGUGGACUGCCACGAGUUCGCCAAUCUCAACCUUGUCCAGGCCCUCAGGCAGUUCCUGUGGAGUUUCCGGCUGCCCGGUGAAGCCCAGAAGAUCGACCGGAUGAUGGAGACCUUUGCCACUCGAUACUGCCUCUGCAACCCAGGCGUCUUCCAGUCCACAGACACCUGCUACGUCUUGUCCUUCUCCAUCAUCAUGCUCAACACCAGCCUCCACAACCCCAACGUCCGGGACAAGCCCCCCUUCGAGCGCUUUGUGUCCAUGAACCGCGGCAUCAAUGACGGUAGUGACCUGCCAGAGGAGCAGCUGAGGAACCUCUUCGACAGCAUCAAGAGUGAGCCCUUCUCCAUUCCUGAGGAUGACGGCAAUGACCUCACUCACACCUUCUUCAACCCUGACCGCGAGGGCUGGCUACUCAAGUUGGGGGGCCGUGUGAAGACGUGGAAACGGCGCUGGUUCAUCCUGACCGACAGCUGCCUCUAUUACUUUGAGUUCACCACUGACAAGGAGCCGCGGGGAAUCAUACCCCUUGAGAACCUGUCAGUGCAGAAGGUGGAUGACCCCAAGAAGCCAUUCUGCCUGGAGCUCUACAACCCCAGCUGCCGGGGCCAGAAGAUAAAAGCCUGCAAAACAGACGGUGACGGCAAGGUGGUGGAGGGCAAGCACGAGUCUUACCGGAUCUCAGCCUCCAGUGCCGAGGAGCGGGACCAAUGGAUCGAGGCCAUCCGAGCCAGCAUCACCCGUGUCCCGUUCUACGAUCUGGUCUCUGCUCGGAAGAAGAAGAUUGCCAGCAAGCAGUGAGCUUUCUGGGAGGUGGUGCUGGGGGCUGGGCGUCCAGGAAACCCCAUGACUGUGGUACCUCGAGACCCACCUCCCACCCAAGGCACCCUGUCCUGGCCUGCAGACAUCCUCACCCACCCCCCCUUACUCCAAGUUGACAAGAGGGGGAAGGCAGAGCUCAGGAGGGUGGGUGGGAACCACCAAGGGCUCAGAGCCAGCAAUGAGACCCCUCGGCACCCAGCUGCUGCCAGGAAAGGCCUGAGGAAAGCAGCUGAAGAGAAACCAGCCUCAGAACCCGGCCUCCUGUUCUCUCUCUGGGUCUCCGUUUCCUCUGCUGUGAAUGUCUCCUUGAUUCUGAAAUACCAUCAGUCCUCACAGUGAGAAGGGCUGUGGGGCUCCGGAGCUCCGUUUCCAAUGUGCCGUGUGCCCUCUGCCCAAGUCAGACUUCCCCUCUGGUUUUUGGAAAACUGUGGUGUUUGGAUAGAAAUGUCUCGGCCCCUCAGGCUCUGUGCUCCCCGUCAUCCUGCCCGGUGACAGUAGGCACAGCCCCAAUGCAGCUUCCAGCGGUUGGACUGCUUCCUCCAGGCAGAAGGGCAAGAUUGCACCAGGCUUCCCUAAGGAUCUUCUGGCCGGAGAUAUCUGCACUUGUUUACUGAUCUGGAGGGGACUCGACUGAAAGCUGCUGGGGAGCUGAGAGCAGAGUGGGUUGCACCCUCAGGAUGUCCAUUGCAGGCAAGGGCCAGGUGGGACACCUCAAGAAAAUGGCAGAGAACAUCCCAGACAGACGUACGCAAGCAGCAUCCGGGGUACAAUCAAGAAGCCAAACAGAGAGAGCUUUGUGGGUGUGGUUACCAGGAGGGCUGCCUGGAGGCAGCAGCCAAGCCAAUGACGGACACAGAAGCUCGAGGCAGAGUCUCAGCCAAGGCUUCCCUACGAGACCUCUGAGCGGGGGUCCCUUGGUGGUAAGGGGCACCUAGCUGGAUCCUCACAUCCUGAAACCCUCUGCAGCAGCACUGUAGACAGUUGAGCUGACUUCCCAGCACACUGACAGGAGGCUCUGUCUCCAGGGAGGCCCCGCCUGGAGGAGGAUUCCAUGAAUUCUCAGAAGCACUUCUCGCCCCCUCACUGGGGCCCUGGGGGAGCCCCUGGAGGGAAGUUCCCUGGAAGGAAAGCAGGAUAUGGGGUUGCCUCUGCCCCACCACCAGCCUGAGUGGGUAAGUGGGAGUAAGGUGCGUUCCCCAGGGGAGGAGAGGCAACCUCCCCUCCCCUCCACUCCCACCCCACAUGCACACCAUCCAUAGGGUCAGGAUGGAGUAGCUGCCUUGUGGAGUGGUGAGAUCCUUGUCCCUGGGAGUGUGCAAGUGCCUGGUAAUAAUAUUGCACUGAAGAGGGUCUGGGUUGGGGGACUGCAGGAGGAGGCUUUGCAGGAUGCUUUAGGACUUCCACAGAUCCUAUGUCAGCCUGGGAGCUAUGUGCCAUCUCUGCUACCUCACUGGCCCAUUAAGGGACAUCCAGAGGUCAUGGAAGAAGCCCUGGUCUAGGGCUCAUGAGGUCUAAGGACCUUUCCUGCCACAGGCAUAAACUGGCGGUGUGAUCUUAGUCCACUCCCUUCCCCUCUCUAUUCCUCAGCUCCUCCCCCAUCAUAGAGGGGAUGGAUUCAGUGAUUUUCUGGGCACGAGUGGCUGUUUGGGAAUCACUCAGAAGAGAGAAUAAAGCUCAUGAUCCACCUUGUGA
This is a messenger RNA of Rhinolophus ferrumequinum (greater horseshoe bat), 3071 nucleotides long. It is a transcript of the gene CYTH4, whose product is annotated as cytohesin 4. The transcript has 13 exons. Gene Ontology annotation, molecular function: guanyl-nucleotide exchange factor activity. The record is from RefSeq and is a predicted model, not a curated record. The coding region runs from base 174 to 1358 and encodes 394 amino acids. Gene Ontology annotation, biological process: regulation of ARF protein signal transduction. Lineage: Eukaryota; Metazoa; Chordata; Mammalia; Chiroptera; Rhinolophidae.